Messenger RNA from Etheostoma cragini (Arkansas darter), 1407 nucleotides. Its product is annotated as transmembrane protein 82-like. The record is from RefSeq and is a predicted model, not a curated record. NCBI's taxonomy places the organism in Eukaryota, Metazoa, Chordata, Actinopteri, Perciformes, Percidae. The transcript has 6 exons. Bases 279 to 1253 code for a protein of 324 amino acids.
UCCUUUUUAAGAGGACUUUCAGCCUCUUUCAUCAGGAAAUGAUUAGACUGACAACCACACUCCAAUCACAUUUGACCUUUGGACAUUAAACAUGAAGCUAACACAGACCUAGACAGCAGGAAAAAAUAUAGGCAACGUGACGGUUUGGCUCAAAGUAAUUCAGCAUCAACUGACUUGUAGUUUCUGAUCAGGUUCUUAAAUUGAAAUAGCAUGAGUACAAGACCAUAGCCCCUUUUUUUUAUGUGUCCUUGAGAUAUUACAAGGAAAACGUGAAAAAAAUGUUUUCCUUCUCUUGGAUCCUGGGAACUUCUGAUUGGACGUCUUUUGAUUUAAACCCCACAGAUUGUUUUUUUAAAGGUCUUGUAGGUGCAUGUGGAAUAUCAGUGCUGUACAAUCUGAUGAGAGUUUACCAUUUCAUUCAAACGUGCAGUGAUCUCGAGACUGAAACUGAAAGCAAACUGAGGACAUCCGCACUUGGCAAUCUGAGAGCGAAGUGGACAGCAGCUCUCCAGUUCUGGACCCUGACGGUCCUUCUGUCUCUGGUAAACUCGAGGGUUUCCUCUUUGAUAGUGCUGGAGUUUUCUCUUAGAGCUGUUUCUGCCUGGGUAUCAGCAGGACUGAAUGCCAAUGGCAGAGGCUCAGACCUACUCCUGAUCCAGUGCCAGUUUCCCCUGGGUUGCAGCCUUACCUGUACUCUUGACUUCCUCCAUAAGGGGGCUCCACACAGCUCCCUCAGCUUGUUUCUGGCAGCUGCUAUCAGCUGGGCACUGGCAAGUGUCAGCCAAAAUCUGUGGAGCCAUGUGGCCAGACUUUACCCACUACAUAGCAGAGAGCGUUACUGUGGGAAGUGCAUCACCCUCCUGGCCUCUGGACACACCAUACUGGCUUCACUGCAAAGAGCUGUUGUCUUGGCCUUUGCUCUAGCAACUGUGGCUUACACCAGUACAAUUUAUGACCAAUUCCUGUCCCAGAAGGAUGCUCUAAAGUUUUGGAUUCCACUGACACUUUGCUACACCAUGUUGGUGGUCUACAUUCAAGAUAAUCAGCAGCAGCAGCCUGGCAUAAAUGCCCUGCGGCACACUGUCUUGCUGCGAAUGGGAGCCUUACUGGUGCUAAUGCUGACAGUGGGCGACUGGUUUGAUGUCUUCCACGUCCUCAUCACUUUCCUCGGUGAAGCAGUCUGCCUGCUGCCCUCUCAGGACCUGUUACAAGCCGCGUUUAAGGAAGACGAGGACACAAGCUUGAGAAAAUAGAAACAGAGCUCCAGUUCCGAAACAAUGAAAACAUCAUCAGCUGAUAGCUGAUGAUGAACCCCAAAUCUACAUCAAAUACCAGAGACUACCUCAACUGUCAAGAUGUGAUGAUAAAACAAUAAAGGAUAUAUUGUGGCCACACUUGAUGGCAUAA